AUGAACUAUAUCGAGGAGGACGAGCCAAUCUUCAGGGAGAGCCCACCUCUCCGCGCCACGAGAUAUUCACCAGAACAAUCACCAUCGCCCGAGCUGGCGCUGGAACCUCCGGACCCACUUGUAGGCAGGCGACGUCCGGACCCGGGUAUUACCGUUCUGGGUCUCACAAGCCAUCAGAAUCAUUCCGACUCCAUUGAAGACGCAUGCGAUCAAGAUACUGAGAUGACAGACACUCCAAUACCGCCAGCUCCAGACGAGCCUGCUCGCAGCAAUGAGACCGCCGCCACGGUAGUCGACGAUGAGCCUUCACCUGCAAAGGUGGAUCUAGGGGCGGCGAGCAACGCGAAAGUGUUGCAGGCAACGGCAGCCUUGGUGCUCUCUAGAGACUCCUCGAAUGACUCGAGCGCUCCUCCUAGAAUCGACUCUGCACGCGAUAGCCGGGAAAAGGUGCCGCAAUUGCCCGCGGAAAAGAGGACCUACUCGAGUGAGGCCUCGCCUCCUCUCACUAUUCAGACAAUCCCUCAGCCGCCAGCCCCAGCUUCUGAAGAGUCAUUAGCGAGCUCUCCUAUCCUUCGAAAGCAGAUGAUAGAGGGCAACGCUGCCAACACCCUGCCCGCCGUUUCACCCCAACAGGAAGAGUCUUCAACUGUACCUCACAGAGAGAGCCUUCCUCCCUUUCAUCAACUGGCGUAUCUCGCCGAGACGGCGACACAGCAGGCAACGCAACACGACGUACGCGCUCAGCCUUCAUCUAGUCACCAUCAGAGUCCCUCUUUCGGAUCGAUUGCACAAUCGCCAGUUCAGACGUUUCAUCACCCACAUCCUUUCAGCACCCAGACCUCGCCAACAGCAUACGCCCAUUCAAGCGCAAGAUCGCCGACCAGUACUCUCAGCGAUGGACACCACUAUGCCUCACCGCAGCAGCCCACCCCGCAAGGAUACUACUCGGACAGAAGAUCUUCCACUGCUACAGAAGGUAGCCGGCCUUUCUUGGCCAACAUUCCGUCCCUACCCUCGCAGUCGUCUUCAGGGGAUAGCUACGCCACCAACGCCAGCUCGGAUGGACACAGUACUUCGCACACGGCCUCAAUCAAUGAGCAUAUGGAUCCCAACGGACGACUAGUACUGCCUCCACCACCUGGUAUGAUUACCAUACCAACUGGUAGCUUCAAGUGCGACUUCGAUGGCUGCACGGCACCACCUUUCCAGACACAGUAUCUUCUCAGUUCACACCGAAACGUGCACAGUCAGAACCGCCCGCACUACUGUCCCGUAAGCGACUGUCCGCGCAGCGAGGGCGGCAAAGGCUUCAAGAGGAAGAACGAAAUGAUCCGGCAUGGUUUGGUGCACAACAGUCCGGGGUAUGUAUGCCCUUUCUGCCCGGACCGAGAACAUCGAUAUCCCCGGCCGGAUAAUCUUCAGAGGUGAGUAAGGAAGCUUAUGAUAACAGCGUGCUGACCUGACGAGAGGCUGACGUGUGUGACACCUGCAGACACGUGCGUGUCCAUCAUCCAGACCGAAACCGAGACGAUCAGGCGCUGCGGGACGUCUUGGCCCUGAGGCAGGAAGGCUCGGCGCAGAAGCAGCGGAGACGGAGGACGCAAAGUACGACUGAUGCACCUCCGGACGCGGCGCCGUCGACUGCGCCAGCGUAG
Messenger RNA from Lecanosticta acicola, 1655 nucleotides. NCBI's taxonomy places the organism in Eukaryota, Fungi, Ascomycota, Dothideomycetes, Mycosphaerellales, Mycosphaerellaceae. The record is from the annotation of a GenBank genome assembly.